UUACAUGGUGCAUGCUUAUCAGUUAUCACAAAGUGGCAGCGGUGGCCAGUGGCAGUCAAAUGUCAAUGACGGCCCGUCAUAAGUCAUAAGCACGGUUAUUAACAAGCAUAUUAUAAUAAGCAUGUUAACCAUCAUGGCUACUUGACCAUUCAUGCGACAUGGACUACACUUUUAUCGUGGUCAUAAUAUCAAUGUUUAAUGUGACAAAUUCAAUAAUUAAAAAUUAAAAUCAUGGUUGUUACUUACAAAUAAUUAUUACUUAUUACUUGUUACCUACUUAUUAGUUAUUAUUAUAAUUUUGUUUUAAAUAAAUCAUUGUAAACGCCUAACGAUAUUUAUAUUUAGUUAAUAUGGAGGGUUUUAAUUUAAAAAAUACUUUUUUCUCGUGUAUAACAAUUAUAGUAUUAAUAUUGUCUAUGCUCUUUUUCUAUGAACCCGCUCAAAACUUACUGUGUAGCUUCGCGAUUUUUGAACGAUUCUUAAUUAACACACCAAAAGUGUGUUCUCUUUUCGAUACAACGCGAUUAAGUCGAUAUAAAGGUGUUGAUGGAGGCAAAAUAUAUUUAUCCAUUCUGGGUAUUGUAUUUGACGUGACAGAGGGUAGAAGAUUCUAUGGACCUGGUGGUUCGUAUAGUGGAUUUUCCGGUCGUGAUGCCAGUCGUUCAUUUAUAACUGGCUUAUUUGAUGAAGAAAAUCUAACUGAUCAUGUCAGUGAUAUGAAUCCAAAUGAUUUAAUAGGACUGGAAACUUGGAUCAAUACUUAUAAGAAAAAAUACAAAGAAAUUGGAAAAUUAAUUGGACGUUAUUACGAUUCAUCUGGUAAAGAAACUGAUUACAGUAAAUUGGUGUUUGAAAAAAUACAAUCAAGUAAAAUGGCUAAAGUAGCUAAAAAUGAAGAAAUGGCACGAUAUCCAAGUUGUAAUAUAGAAUAUGUUCAAGAAAAUCAAAAAAGUAAAGUCUGGUGUACUAAAUUGAGUGGUGGCAUUCAAAGAAAUUGGAUUGGAGUACCUCGUAAAUUACAAUCAUUGGAUGAAAAUGGAAAGUUGUCUAUACGCUGUGCAUGUGUACAACUAGAUACCCUAAGUAAAGCUGAACUAAUGCAUAUCAAUGAGUAUGAGGAUUGUGAUGUUAACGCGACAACUUGUUAUGUAAAAAUUAGUUAACCUGACUUGAUCUACAAAUAUGCGUCAUUUCUUGUUUUUGUUAUGCCAUAUUGCUAUUGUAGUAUGAUUUAAAUGCAAAAUGUUCUCUCUGUGAUAAACUCCCAUAUAGUAUCAAAAUCGUUAACCCCAGUGAACAAUAGGAAAUGCUAUAUUAUACCGUUGAAUAAUAUAGUUUAGAAUAAGUUUAAUUAAUGUGCCUACAAACUAUACUAUGUACCAAUUAUGUUAUGAUGUUUACAAUUUUUAUACAAAAAUAUUCUUAAGAAAAAAUUACUCAAUGAUUUGUGUGUUGUUGUUUUAUAACACAUCUUGAUUAUAACUUAUAAAUUUUAAUAUUAUAAUAAUUAUUGUCUUAAAAAAUUUAAUAGUCAUACAAAUAAUGAUAAAUUAAUAUAGUUUUUUUUUUUAAAUUGUAUACAAAAUAUAAAAAAAAGCAUUGAACAUUAAACCAGGUGUUAAUUGUUAUAAUACAUUAUGUUUUGAGGCUUUAUAUUAUGAAAAUUAUUUACACAUAUUUAAUCUGUGCCUAAACUAUCAAAAAAAAUGGAAUUUAGUAACUUUUAAUUAAUAAUGUUUAUUAGUUAUUUUAACUAUAAUUAGCUUAUAAUAAUAAACGUAGCGCGCAACAUAAUAUUAAGUAAUACGUAUAUAGAUUAUAAUGAUGUUUUGCCAAGCCAAAUUAUGUUUAAGCUACCUUUUAUUUUAUAUAUUUUUAUUAGUUUUAAUUUGUAAAAAUUAGCACAAUAAGUUUAUAUGAUAAGAGUAGUAUAUAACAUAUUAACAUAAAAGCAAUGAUUAUAAAUAUUAGUAUUUAUAAUCAAUGAUAAAAGGUAUGAUUAAAGUAGCCAUUAGUGAGUACAUCAUCUAGUGGGAUAAUUUCCAUAUUAUAUUUUGUGUAAACAACUAAAUAUUAAUAAUAAUAUCCUAGUUCCUAGAUAUGAGUCUAGAUAAUAAUAUAGUAUGUCAUAUAAACACAUAUAAACAUGUUUUGACAUUUUGUCGAAAUUUACAAUAGUUGAUAAUUUGUUUUUAGAAAAAAAAUUGAACAAAAUUGAAUGCAUUUUAGAAUAUACUUAAUUAUAAAUUGUUAUAAAUAUUGGAAAAAAAUUCAUGGGGAGGGAUCUAUGCCCCCCCCCCCCGUUUGACCACCACUGUAUCUAACAAAUAAAUCAUUUUUUGAAAACUUA
Metopolophium dirhodum (rose-grain aphid) is the source of this 2350-nucleotide messenger RNA. RefSeq names its product neuferricin. The transcript has 4 exons. The record is from RefSeq and is a predicted model, not a curated record. Lineage: Eukaryota; Metazoa; Arthropoda; Insecta; Hemiptera; Aphididae. Gene Ontology annotation, cellular component: endomembrane system; membrane. The coding region runs from base 351 to 1163 and encodes 270 amino acids.